AGGGAGCAAAUCAAAACGUCAGCAAAUUGCAAGGAGCCGGAUGCCAGCCAUCUGCAACUUCUCUAUCAAACCCACUUGUGAGGGCAUGGCUUGGCCCCCUACCGUAAUGAGACCAGAGCCAUAGCUUCUGGAAAUUACUGUCUAUUUGCUGAAGCCAAGGACAAUCUAUGAACUUACUGCAAAUAUAUGUUUGUUGUGGAACAUGGACUACGGAGCACAGCAAACGAGGCAGGCAGUUCCCAGACGAUGCCGUUAACAAAGGACGCAAUUUUCUUUAAAAGCUAAGUGAAGUGUGUUACCCAGACUCCCUGAGUUCAUUUGUCUGUUCAUUUCACGCAUUCUAAUUUUGAGGCUUCUCUCAAAUAUGAAUUACAUCUGAGUUGAUGAAUCUUUCUGUGUCUGAAUUUUCAGUUGCUCUUCAGUUCUCUGUUAUUAUUAUUAUUAUUCCCUUUGACUUUCAUAGUCCUAGGCAUGCCAGACUGGAAAAGACCACGUGACUCACAAAAUCUACUCUCGUUGGCUGUUUCUAUGCUGCUAAGUGAAGGAGAUGAUUAGAACCAUUCCUGUCUUUGAGAACAGAUGGUGUAGGCUGACUAGCCUUCACAUCCUCGCUUGCAUAACGCUUGUUAACUUGAGAGCAAACUGGCCACAUCUAUGCUAUGGGUCUGACUUCAUUACCCUGAGACAUCCUUAUUAUUUUAUGUAUGUAUUUCCAGUUCAAAGUCUCUGAAAUAAUGUGAGGACCACGUUGCAGCACAGUAGAGUGGCAUUUUCAUAGCAAGAAAUUGAGGGGAUGUGUUACAUGACUUUGACUGUGCCAGGAAGGAUGUUUGCAUGUGCAAAGCCUGUUGGGAUAAUAUUGUGGGGAUAUCUUGUCAAGAUGAAGGGACCAAACGUGGCACAGCUUUGCCCAUGAGCCCCUUGGGCAGCUCUCCCUGGUAUGUUCUCUGUAUUGUUUUUGAGUCAGCUGGAGCAAUUCAGGAUAAGGUGGGAAGCAAGCUCACAAUUAAGCAUGUGAAUGCGAAGCAGCUCAGUGCUAUGUUAUCCUCCUGGCCCUCUUUAUUUGGCAGUGCAGAUUUGCUUGCUAAGUCUGAGUAGUCUCUCCCAGUCACACACAGCAGUGGAAUAGAUAACUGAUUUCAACUUGUCCAUAAAACACCUAAUCUGCAAGUUGCAGUCAACAGGUCAUCAAAUAUCUUGUCAGCUUCCUGACAACAAACAUGAUCUACAGGAAAAGACUGGAGUUCCCAGCUAUGCUGAAUGCAUGUGAAGAGCAGGAGAAAGCACCAUAAGAGGAAUCUGUUGAAUAAGACCUUGGGUAGAGUGCAGGAAGUGCUCGUGCUCAGGAGAAGCACAGUCUCAGUGCAUGAUGGUCCCUCCUGGUCUGCUCUUGGAGACUUUGUUUCAGACUGGUCUCCUUUACAUGAUGCUUCUGUCCAUGGACGUCUUCUUACUCUGAAGAAACUCAUCCACCAGGGGAGCAAUGUUAACCUGCUUACAGCAGACCAAGUGUCUCCUCUCCAUGAAGCCUGCCUGGGGGGUCAUGCUGCUUGUGUCAGUGUCUUAUUAAAACACGGUGCUCAGGUGAAUGGUGUUACUGUUGACUGGCACACUCCUUUGUUCAGUGCUUGUGUCAGUGGCAGUGUGGCUUGCUUGAAUUUAUUGCUGCAGCAUGGAGCCAGUCUGCAUCCACCCUGUGACUUAGCAUCCCCUAUCCAUGAAGCUGCUAAGCGAGGUCAUGUGCAAUGUGUCGAAUUCCUCGCGUCCCACGGAGUAAAUAUAGAUCACAACAUCAAACAUCUGGGUACUCCACUUUAUGUAGCUUGUGAAAACCAGCAAGUAAACUGUGCCAAGAAGUUACUUGAGUCAGGAGCAAACGUGAACAGUGGAAAGGGCCUAGACUCCCCUCUCCACGCGGCUGCCAGGAUUUGCAGUCCCGAGCUGGUGACGCUGCUGAUCGACUUUGGAGCGGACAUCUGGGUGAAGAAUGCAGACGGCAAAAGGCCGAUGGAGCUGGUACCUCCGAGCAGCCCCCUAAGUCAACUCUUUCUGCAGAAAGAAGCAGCACAUCCUGCAGCUACAAAACCAAGUGCAAUUACAGUCUGCCAUGGGAGGGAGCCAGGGGGGUGCUGGCUGUCCCCCCACGCAGUUAGGACCUGUAUCUUCUAGUGCCUGUGCUGGGAGGGCAGGCAGCAGGCUCCUGCCCAUCCUGCAGCGAGGAUGCCGAAGCACUGGCUCUGGCUGCCAGAGCCGGCUUGUCUCCUGCUCCAAGCCCUGGUGCCCCCGCACCACGUGUGAGCAAUGCUGCAGCUCAUGCCGACUCAGGGCCCCAGCGUCGGGGGCAGAUCGAGCGUGCCAGCGCUGCUGGACAUCCUGGUCACUUAUCUCCGAAGGCUCGGGCAAGGCUGGGCUUGGUGUACAGCAACUGGCUGCACUACGUCGACGUAGAGCACGUGGAAAACGCUCCCCAUCCUGUGCCGGUGAAAUGAUUAACUUCAGCGGGGAGGUGUACCCAGUCCUCAGCUCACGAGUGGCGAGAAUGACGGCUUUCAAUUAAGACAUCUUACUUUGACAUUUACUGUGUCCACAGUGCAAACCUUCUGUUCACGCGUGGGACACCCGGGAGGAUGCACUGAGUCCCGCGGCUGUGUGCUCUUAUUUGAUGUGAAUUACAAUUCACAUCCUUAGGCUGUCCAGUGUAAAUGCAGGCUACAGAUGCUCUGUAUGAAAGUUUGUUUCUGUGCUCAACAAACACCACAAGAAUGGUUCUGCUGGUUUUGUGGGACACUAGAUCGUACGCUAACGGGACAGACUGACAAACACAUUUUGGUCCAUAACUUCCACUAGGGUACAGACACCUAGAAAUCUUUAUUGAUCUGACUCAAUUACUCUCACAUAAUCUGAGCCAUUCAAAAAUUCCCUGGCUGGUCCAAGACAGCUGUGUACAUUCUUCCCCUCCUGAAGGGGAAAAAAAGUAGAAACUUGUCUUGAUAGACUGAAUAAAAGCAGGUAUCUUGGAUAGGUGGAUUCUUCUAAAGUUGAUGUCUUGGAUAAACAGAAUCUGCAUUGAAUAGAAGGGAACAGACAGUUAACUUAGUCCUUAACUUUCAGAAGUUAAGUGUGCAGAAUCCCUGCUUAGGUGACUACAUCUGAAAAUUGAAAAUGCAGCUUGUAGUUUCAUAUAUGAUGAACAAAUUUUUUACUUACUAGUUUUAUCAUUGACCUUUAAGCAUCUUAUUUUUUCAACCGCAGCCCAUGGGUUUAAAGGAUUAAUGCUAAUGUCAGAAGAAGAUUACUCAGAGAAGGUGUUGAGAGUGUUCUUUCUAACAUUUGUUUUUCUUCUGGAAAAUUCAUAGCAUAAUUCUGUUUACUUGAAUCCCUCUGAUCAUGUAUAAUUAGGAUGAAUGCACAGUUUGUGUCAUCUCAUUAUUUAUUAAAAUAAAUAAUAUUAGUUGUGGUUAACACUGGUGAAUUACAUCUUUAUGCAUCAACAGUAAUCCAGUUGCACACUGUAAAACUUGCACAAGAUGCAAACUGAGUAAGCUCAAAAUAAAUAAGAUUUGGAGCUUUUCCUGUUUUUGAAACCAUUUCAAAUGUAAUGCAGGAUUUCAAAGAUUUUCACGAAUAUAUUUUUUCAGAUUCUUUGCUCUUAUGUUCUUAGCAGUUUAAUGAUAGCCAACCUACAACUGUAUAUGAUAUUUGCUCAGAAAUAUAUGAUUUAUACUCUGUUUUUUGUUUUCAUUCUUUUUUUAUGACUGCUAAUUUUGUGCAGUGUCUGAUAUUAUGGAUUUGAGGACUGAAUUUUAGUUGUUUGUGAUGUUGCCUGCAAAAUAAUAGUAUAUAUUGCUUCUUUUUAAAUACACCUGUAGAUGAGACUAAGUAGAUGCUGUAUAAAUCCUGUCCCCUUGCUGAUGUUUUAAGGUAGAGCUGAACUCUAGCAAUUAUUUUUCUACUCACUUGUGGGUUAGUGAGUAGGGGCAUGACAUUUUGAAAAGCAGGAAAAGAUGUAAAUUAAGAUGGUAACCAUCUUUAAUGUGCAUUUUUAUGCUUUUUUGUUUUGCCUGCUGAGCAAGGGUACCAACUUUUCUUCCUCUUAAAGUCAUCCCAGGCAUGACUUAAAAAGAGAGGCAUGUGCAAUGAUCUGGAUGCUUUCAUAGGCACGGUAGGACCCCUUUUAACUAGAAGAAAGCUUGUGUAAAUCCCUGUACGAUCUAAAGUCCAAGGGGUGUCCACCAGCAUGUGCACUGAAAGGGCUGGAGAGGUGUGGGAGGGUAGGAAUUCCCUCUCCUUUAGGUGCAUCUCUGGAUGUCUGGAUGCCCACACAGACCAGUUCAAAGAGGGAGGGUGAUUCUGGCAAAUUGCUAGUGUUCAAGGUGUUGUUUCUGCUGGAUGCAGGGCUGCUUAUGUAAACUGUUGAACGAAACAGCUAACGCAUUAAUAAAAUAAAACAGCUAAUUCAAGCAAAUAA
Molecule: messenger RNA, 4468 nt
Organism: Rhea pennata
Lineage: Eukaryota; Metazoa; Chordata; Aves; Rheiformes; Rheidae
Gene: ASB9
Product: ankyrin repeat and SOCS box containing 9
Exons: 8
Coding region: 1261-2169 (302 amino acids)
Biological process (GO): intracellular signal transduction; protein ubiquitination; positive regulation of protein catabolic process
Molecular function (GO): protein binding
Source: RefSeq, a predicted model, not a curated record